AUGAGCCGAAUGCGCCAAAUGAAAAGCAGAAAAGAAACAAGGUCAGGCGAAUCUGGUCGUGGGUGUUGGUUUUGGUGCGGGUUCUCUGCUCAUACUGCCUGGCCAGGCGGUAUCAGUCGGACGGCAGCCGUACCUAGGCUCGGCACGGGACCUGCGGCCAUACCAGUGGCAGAGCUGAACCUGCUCGACUUCGAGGGUGUUUUGGUCGGUCAUCAGUGGGCGGUCGAGGUGUGCGGUGCUGCGCGUGUUGUGCGCAGAGGCGGUUCUAACGCGCCGGGUGCGGCAAGGGCAUUGUGUGGUUCUGCCAUACAGACCAGCGGCUGCCGACUGCCCAGACGCGCAGCCCACCCACUGCAGAGGCCGUUGCCGGCGGCCGCUGGCCAUGUGACGGUACGGUACGGUACGGCACCAUACGCCCAUUCUGUCGCGGCGGCAGCCAGUGACAGCGGCGCUUGCCCGGCAGCAGGUGGCUCUCGGUGUAAUCGAGCGAGCCCUUACCUUCUAGGCCUGGCUGCCCUGGCUGCGGCUGCCCCCUCUUGCGCUGCUGCUCGCUCUGCUCUCUCUUUCUUCUACUACCGCCGCCUCCCUCCCUCUCCCUCUCACCCAGUUCUCCCCAUACAACUCUCCCAUACAAACCAGGUACUGCGCGCUUCUGUAUAG
Messenger RNA from Rasamsonia emersonii CBS 393.64, 660 nucleotides. RefSeq lists its product as uncharacterized. Lineage: Eukaryota; Fungi; Ascomycota; Eurotiomycetes; Eurotiales; Trichocomaceae. The record is from RefSeq and is a predicted model, not a curated record. The transcript is spliced from 3 exons. Bases 1 to 660 code for a protein of 219 amino acids.